Molecule: messenger RNA, 5493 nt
Organism: Babesia bigemina
Lineage: Eukaryota; Apicomplexa; Aconoidasida; Piroplasmida; Babesiidae
Exons: 1
Coding region: 1-5493 (1830 amino acids)
Source: RefSeq, a predicted model, not a curated record
AUGACGAGGGAUGAGCCCGAGUCGCCGUCGUAUUUCCGCAACAAGGUGGCGUUCAGUUACGGCACCAUCAGGCGCUCGCCCGCGGAGAUUAAGGUACAGGCAAAGAUACAGCACGACCGCGAGACGCCUAUCUUUUUCGAGGUGAUCAGCUUUGACAAUGGCCCCUUGCCUUUCAACUCUAUCGCAUUCCUGCCCCCAGGGGAGACUGCUGUGCUUAAAAUGCAAAAUGUCUCCAUUCACAGGUUCAGAUCGCAAACCGAAACUGCACUAAGCGAAUCGGAUGUCAACGUGUUCGCACGCGUGGUUCUGGAAGAUGGCGGCAGACGGUAUAUGCCUCUCCGCCUCAUGGAUAUCCCCGAACGAAACUGGCUGACGUUCGUGUACGAGGUGGACGAAGAUGCCGACGACACCACUUCGCGUGUGGACGGCCUGUUGGUAGCUGGGCGUCUUGAACGCGUGUCGUACGUGUUGUUGCGGCACCGUGAUGCCGCUGGCACAUGGACGGUGGCUCCCGAAGAGGAGUGCAUGUACUUCGGUGGCAACACGCUAGACGCGCUGAAGUGCAAGGCCGCGAUCGACGCCACUGCAGCGGUGCCGCAUAUAGGGCCCCAACGUCCGGAAUUCGAGGUCACUAGCAUGCCGUUGUCUCACCACACGCGAUAUACUGAUGUGGCAACGUGCAAGACCCUUUUUGAGCUGCGGGAGGCCGCAAUGGACCCAGACAGAGAGGACCACCUCGUCGAGUAUAUCAUUGGCCGUCUGGAGGAUUUUUUGAAAGAUGAUAUGGAUUCGUCGGAAUUUGUCAACCUCAAGGAAUUGUUCUCGGAAUGCUACAAGCACACCAAGUUCAUCUUUUCCGACAAAAUACCACUGAACGAAGUUAUCGUCCCCGUGGUCGAGAAGUGCAUUAAGAACGUCACUUUCGAUUCUGAGGACCUGUACUUCGGCAUAUUGCAAAUGCUGGUACGCGACUGCGACGUCGCCCACACGCUGAUGUUCGAUAAGGGGUUCGGCAAAAAUUUGGUUGAGAGGUUGGUGGCUCCGGAAAACCACCGCUGGGUUGAGCGCGGCUUUAUGCUUGACCUGCUGGUAGAGAUGGUGUCGCAUGGCAAGUGUAUGCGCAACUUUCUGCAGGGCGAUCCCGGGGGGAAGGUAGACUCGCUCUGCGACACGUUGCUGCUUGGGGCUGCCAAGCUGCGCCGAUUCUCCUUGUUCAACAUGACGACGCGUAUGGAGGCGCUGGGUCAGCGAGUGGAGCUGUUCCUGGCCCUGUCGCGCGUGGAGCAGCUCUUCCAAAGCCUGGAGCCGAAGCUUAAGGAGGACGAAGGCCCUACAUACGAGCACCUGACGACGCUGCUGCAAAGCUUCAACGAAGCCGUUGAAAUGAUCCAAACACACCACAAUGGUAAGGUCAAGCAUAGCGUGCUGCGCGACAUCCACGAAGUUCGGCAGUACACCGUGUCGUACCUUUUGGAGACCACAAUGCACAAGGUGCUGACUCAGUUGAUGGGAUCGCUUCUCACCCACCUAAAACGCUUCCCGGUGGCCCCCAUGUAUAUCGACAGCAUGCUGGAGCUCCCGCUGUGGUUCGUGGCGCAGUACACCAACCUGAUAGACUUCGGGGUCUGCUUGCUUUACAUGACGGACAUUUGCGAUUUCGUGAACGGGAUGACCCUGAACAACGCGCUUCAAAAUGGCAUGUACGCCGAUUCGCGGGCGACCUGCUGCAAGGCGAGGUGCCAGAGCAUGGCGAUACACACGAUAGUGCUGAAGAUGGCGUCGGCCUUACUCGGCAAACGGUCGUGCCCGCAAAUGGUCAGCGCGUUGCAUCGAAUAUGCACGGAGUACCCUUGCGGAUACCGGGUUAUUCCCACCAUCCUGGCCGAGCAGAGCAUGAUACAGACCGUGCUUCAGAUGGCCACGUCGGCCAUCACCGACAUGACGUCAUCGGGGGUCGGCGCAGGUGGCCACAGGGAUAACAUGGAGCUGUGGCAGCUCUUCGAAAUUGUAAGCAACGCCGUGUUGAAAGAUGAAAGUGGGAUACUGCUGUAUUUUAUGGGAAAGCAGUUGAUAUCUCCUCUGGGCUCGUUCGUCGACAUGUUCGUGCCCGAGGGCACUCCGGCGGCCGACCUGGAGCUGCAGCCGCUAUGCGAUCUGCGCAACAACCUGCUCCGCCUAUUCAAGUCGGCGGCGCUGAUGAGGCCUGCAAAGUGUGGACGGCUUUUCGAUGACGUAGAGGUGUACCUGCGGGAUUUACUGGCCAGCGCUAAGGUGACGUUGCACCCAGACACGUUGAAGCAAAGCAUGUCGAAGCUUUCGCACAUGGACGCAAUGUCUCUUGUGAACCAACCGCUUAGAAACAGCGUUUUCCUGAUGGACCCGUCUCAGGCCAAGUCAAUUCCGAAGUCGAUGGUGUCGGAACAGUUCGGCACCGUGUACAGCGUCAGCGCGGAUACCGUGGAAUUGGGCGCCGUCCACUGGACGCCAAACGAGCGUUAUUCGGCAAGGGUCACCGACCUGGGCGUUACAGCGGAUAAGGCUGGUCAUUUCAAAAGCUGCAGGUUAUACGUCGCGCCACCCGAACGCCUGCCAGAAUUUGUGCACUACGGUGUCCGCCUGCUUAGCUUCGCCAGCACAAUGGACCAGUAUGUUUCCGUAUUCUCAGACCUGCUGAGGGAACGCGAGAACACGGAGACCCUGCUGAGGCUGUGGGUCCAUGCGGUGGCUUCAAUAUCGCCCGAUAUCGACACGGUGUUGAACGUCGAGAUGGGAGCGUUCAAGUCGCUGGUGGGCUACGAGUGGUUCUUCUCGAGCGAGGAUGCGAUACCCCUGGUCACGAACAUCGCCCAAAUCGUCUACUCAUCGCUCCACCACCUGUCGUGCGACGGACACUGCCACGAGGACACGGACGAGCACCGCAAGGUAACGGGCGCACCCGUGCGCUAUAUCAACGACGAUAUUCUAACGCUCGUCGUCCUGUCCGUGAACGGCGUCAUGAUGAACCGGAGAUGGGCGUUCGAGGGCCGGUUGGGCCGCACGUCACGCAAGUGCCUGAGGUGGCUGUGCAAGCUGAUGUCGUACUGGUAUCUGCGCUACGAGAAGUCGCAAGGGUACCUGAUGAACAAGCUGAUGGGCUGGUACACGACCUUGCCGUGCAUGGCCGACGGCGCUGCGUUGCUCAUCACGUCAUGCGGCCCCGUUAUAAACCCCAAGUGCAAUGUAGUGGCGUAUGUAAGCCUGCCGGAGGACGAGGAGAACGAGGCUCUGUUAGGACGUCGGAGAGCGAGGGUUCUGUUCGAGGGGCGCGAAUACACGGUGGCCCUAAGCGAAAAGGAGGUUAAGUUGGGACGCGAUGUGCCUAACUCCGCCGUCUGGGGGCUCAUUCGCCGGAUAGAAUCCCUGAAGGUAUCGGUGCUUGCCGAAUUCAUGUGCGCCGUCGCGACGCGGUGCUACUCCGCCAACCCAUGCACAGUGGUCCUGGCAAGCGAGAUUGCGCACUUCCUAAUUGCGAACGGCGCGCCGAUGAUGGUGUUCCUGUCCGCUGUUUCGGACCGGUGUUUGGAGGAGUGCCUCAAGGCCGGCUCUGACGCCUCCAGGUCCGGCAACGCAUCGGGCAAAGCCUACAGGCUGUUGACGUUUUGGUCGCUGGUCGCUAAAGCGUUGGUGUCCAACGACUCAGCGGGACCCACGGCUGUGUUCAAGGUGAACAACUGGAUCCUGGAUCUGUUCAGCCGGUACACCAAGGGCUGCAGGGUUAUCACCGAAGGGUGCUGCCGAGUCCUGUUUGACGGCUAUGUACACCUGUUCAGGUGCCACAAUAAGCUGUGGGAGGGCCACCACGCAACGUUGACGCGUGAUCCGGAAUUCCACAACUACAUGAAGAACAUAAACGGCUCCGUGUGGUGGAUUUGCCAUAUCCUCAACGGGUGCAAGGCCAGGGACACCGAGACCGGGUCGUCCGACGAAGGCUCUCAAAACAAGUUCGCAACCGUAGACUUCGACAGUGACAUCCACUUAGAUUCCUCAAUAAGCCUCUCGUGGGAAGUUAUUCUGGCUGGAUUCGCUGCGCUCAAGCACGCUUUCAAAAUCCCGUUCACGGCGCUGAACAUUUUGUACACCGUGCUGUCGGGGCCCAUGGAGCUGAUGGUGCAGAUCAUCAACAAGCAGAUCGACUCUGAGAUCAUCAAAGUGACACCGUCCACCACGCUGUGGCUCAACAACAUCAUACGGCAGCUGUGCGAUGCGCUGUUACUGCACGGCAGCAGUGAGGAGGCCGACGGCAGCGGUAACUCCGACGCGCCGUUGCAGCUGCUCAUACUGCAGCUAUUGCACGACAUUUGCGCCUCCAUACACCAGACUGGGCCCGCUCAGGACGUGUUCAUAUGCUCCUUGGUGUACGGCACGACCCACUCCGCGGACCAUGACAUGCUGAUGGCCGAGGACAGCCUUGGCGACGGGCAAACGGAGGGCGCCCAACCGCAGGAGGACAUAUACUCGGAUAUAGUGGGCUCUAGCAAGAAUAGAUUGCCGCGCAGGGUGCUGUCGAGCGCCGCAUCGCAGAAUGCAGCCAACGGCCCCGCGUUCAAGAACGUCACCGACGCCCUGGAGGCGUUCAGAGACGCAGUGGCGGCGGAGCUUGCGCUCGGCAAAGCCCAGAAGCUGCAAGGAAUAGCGCUCUCAUCGCAAAUCGCAAAUGUACUGCUGAUGCUGAACGCGUUCAAGUCGCUGUCAUCGGUGAUAGCGAAGGACGCCAUGGAACGCACGCCGCCCAAGUCGCUGCCCGGAUACAUAUUCCUCAAGGUGCCAUCGUACACGGGGCUGUUCCGCCACUCGCUGGGUGACGCGUGGUCAACAGACGGGCGUGGCCCCAGCUCAACGCGCUCCAUCCUGACCCGAGUGAUACGCAUGACGAAGUGCGAGAACUGGGCCGCCAACACGUGCUUCGUCAACCAAAGCGUGCCCAGCCCGCUACUCACAGACGACCGCAGGCAGAUGAGGUGGCUCUCACGCUGCUUCAUGUUCAACGGGAGCCCGGAGUCAGUCGAGAUGUGGAAGGCGGUGCGUUAUUUCGCCACCGCCAAGCUGCUGUUUGCCGACGAGCUGAUGCAGUACGCCCCCGUAAAAACCAAGCGAAUGGAACGGCCGCUGCCGAGCGACGGCAUGCGCUACAUCCGCAGCGUCAGCACACGCGCCCCGUCGAAGCACGUGGACGCCUACGAGUCGGAGAAGGCGGGCGUUGCCACAGAUGACGACGGCGCAAUCACGCAGGAGAACAUCGAAAAGGCUGUCGCGCGUCUCAACGGCGUGAUAACGUCGCAGACGUGGCUGGAUUUCGACAACGACCUGGUGACCAACGGGCUGAACCUGCGCUCGAUUCUGAUCAACCCGGGGCUGCUCAAGGACUACUCGGCGCGUGCGACGUUCCUGAACGCGCUCUCGAGGCACGUGCUCAUCAAGGAGCUGCUGAUAUCGGUGGGCGUGGACGUUCGCUGA